Messenger RNA from Harpegnathos saltator (Jerdon's jumping ant), 5095 nucleotides. RefSeq names its product mitogen-activated protein kinase kinase kinase 11. The record is from RefSeq and is a predicted model, not a curated record. Gene Ontology annotation, molecular function: JUN kinase kinase kinase activity; protein binding; ATP binding. The transcript has 14 exons. NCBI's taxonomy places the organism in Eukaryota, Metazoa, Arthropoda, Insecta, Hymenoptera, Formicidae. The coding region runs from base 1032 to 4592 and encodes 1186 amino acids. Gene Ontology annotation, biological process: protein phosphorylation.
UAUACGAGCGUCGCGGGUUCAUGGCGGGGCCGUCGUACGAAACAUGGCGUCCGCGAGGUUAUUGCUAUGAGUGCUGCUCCGUUUUCUAUUGUUAAAUGUGGCAUCGUCGCGCGACGUGCGGGCUGACGCGAAGCGUCGUGUCCUCGGGGCGGCGAGCGCGGCUGCUUGAACCCCCCGUGACCCAAGUCGGCCGACCGUAGGAACGACCCGGCGGCGAGAAAAACAGGCCUCGUCAACAGAAAGAGAGAGCAAGGGAGAGAGAGAGAGAGAGAGAGAGAGAGAGAGAGAGUGGGAGAGAAAGAGUGAGAGAGAGAGAGAGAGAGAGAGAGCGAGAGCGCGCGAGAGAGAGAGGGAAAGAGUGGGCUUGUAGGUAUACACACCCUGACGCGAGACCGUCGAGACUGGUAUUUCGGCAUAUCGCGGCCUCCUCCGCCUUCGCCGAAUUCCGCCCCGCGACCACGGACCAUCGAAGAUCGUCCUCGCGACAGGACGAACUAGGUCCGUGCGCGCCAUUCGCGGACACGCGCCUCAGAAUGCCGGUUUCCGUGAAAUUGUUUUCACGCACAGGGUGGUAAGAGGAGAGAGAGAGAGAGAGAGAGAGAGAGGGAGAAAGCGAGUCGAGACGUGAUCGCGUCCUCUCCUCCUGUUUGCUUCUUACCGUCGCGCAGGAAACCCGUCGCGUAUUCCCGGAACAUUGUAGCCGAUGGGAAACGUAUCAAUCACGCUAACGCGAUCCGAUUUCGCAUUCUCGUAGUACUUACAAGCGCCAAGCAGGGGGGGAGUGUAUCCGAUGUAAACCGCUUGCUCCAAGUCCCUGCCUUGUCCCACGGUGAUCCAGGAUGCGUCAGGACGACGACGCUUCUCGUUCCUGAUAUGUAUCGUCACUCGGCCGCGAUAAGAGACGAAACGUUAAAUCGCAACUUAGUGUUUUGCGUCGCGCGGUGUAACGCGGUAUCGGCGCGUGGAGUCGAGAGAAGAAGGAAAGAGUGUGAUUUACGCAGAAGAGAGGAGUAAGGAGAGUGUCGAGCCAUAUGCCGCCGGCCGGGCUAUCGGCGAGAGGCUUGUCUACCUUGAUGGACCACGGACAACCGGACGCUCGUCAUCGGAGCGAGCGUUACCUACUCUACCCAGAGAAUGGCUCCUCACAUCCUCAUAGUCCAAACACGGCCAACUCAUCACCGCGGUAUCAGCAUAACAGCAGAACCAAUAGUCAUAACGCUAGUUACAGUUACAUAUAUGGACAUACGUCCAGUAACAAUAUGUCUGACAGCAGCGUUUCUGAUACGCAUAGCGGUGGAACUGCGAGAACUGUCUCCCAACAGACUAGUCCAUCCCACGGUACACAUUCCUCUUCUCAGUCACGACAGGACAACAGCACUACUAUCUUCACAGCCCUCUUUGAUUACGUUGCUCAGGGUGAAGAUGAGUUAUCUCUUCAGAGAGGGGAGACUGUUGAGGUUUUGUCGAAGGACUCGAAAAUCUCAGGCGACGAAGGAUGGUGGACUGGAAAAGUUCACGGGAAAGUGGGAAUCUUUCCUGCGAACUUCGUCGCGGAGGCAGAGAGUAUCGAUCGAGUCUCGUCGGUGAUCGAUAAGGUGCAACCUAUCGAAAUCAAUUUCGAAGAGCUGCAACUGGAGGAAGUUAUAGGGGUCGGAGGAUUUGGGAAAGUGUACAGGGGCUUUUGGAAGGGCCGCGAGGUAGCCGUGAAGGCUGCGCGCCAAGACCCGGACGAAGAGCCCAGUGUAACGUUAGAAAAUGUACGGCAGGAAGCGAAAUUAUUCUGGUUAUUGAAACACGAAAAUAUUGUGCAAUUAGAAGGGGUGUGUAUAAAGAUGCCCAAUAUGUGUCUUGUGAUGGAGUACGCCCGCGGCGGCAGUCUUAACAGAGUCCUUAGUGGCAGGAAAAUAAGACCCGACGUAUUAGUCGAUUGGGCGAUACAGAUCGCGAGGGGAAUGGAUUACCUCCACAAUAAAGCUCCUAUAAGCCUUAUCCAUAGGGAUCUGAAAAGCUCCAAUGUGUUACUGAGCGAGCCGAUUGAAAACGACGAUCUGCAAUACAAAACCCUAAAGAUCACGGACUUUGGUUUAGCGAGAGAAGUCUACAAAACAACCCGCAUGUCAGCGGCGGGCACUUACGCCUGGAUGGCGCCGGAAGUGAUCAAGAAGAGCACCUUCAGCAAAGCCAGUGAUGUAUGGAGCUACGGUGUGCUGUUGUGGGAACUCCUGACGGGAGAGAUACCGUACAAAGGCAUCGAUACUUUGGCUAUAGCAUACGGCGUCGCUGUUAAUAAACUGACUCUACCUAUACCAUCAACUUGCCCUCAACCCUGGAGGUAUCUCAUGGAAGAAUGUUGGGCAUCGGACAGUCAUGCUCGACCUGGAUUCGCGGAGAUUUUAAUAGCUCUGGAGGAGGUGCGAGAUGCAUUCGCGGCAACGCCACACGAGUCUUUUCACACGAUGCAGGAAGAUUGGAGACUGGAGAUUGAGCAAGUUCUGCACGGGCUGCGCAUGAAGGAAAAGGAGCUGCGCUGUAGAGAGGAAGAACUGACGAAGGCACAGGUGCAACAGAGACAGCACGAAGAGAACUUGAGGCAGCGGGAGCAGGAGUUAGCUGCGCGCGAGAUAGAUCUCUUAGAAAGGGAACUCACCGUAAUGAUCAUUCAACAACAGAAUACGCCUACGCCGAACAAGAGACGUGGCAAAUUCAAGAAGUCGCGAUUGAAGUUAAACAAAAAGGAGCCUGGGAGCAACAUUAGUGCGCCAUCGGAUUUUCGUCAUACGAUCACCGUUCAGCACACGGCCUUGGAUCGAGGCAAGGUGAGAAACCCGUCGAGACCCAACAGCCCACCAGGCUCGCCCAGCAUUCCAAGACUCCGAGCAAUCGCAUUACCGGCGGACGGAGUAAAGGGUAAGACUUGGGGACCGUCGACGCUUCAUCAACGUGAACGCGGGGCUAUUAUCACCCAGCCGCCGAAUCCCGCCUCCCCUGGCGGCAAACGCUGGUCCCGUUCCGCGCCAGAUCUCGAAAAGACACCGCUGCGUACAGCCCUGUUGGCGAACGCGCACCGCUCCCCGCUUCUGCAGGAAAUAGGCCUCUCUGAGGAAAGCAUCUACCACACCCAUUAUACAGCAUUACCGCCCGACCUGUCGACCGACUGGAUAACGUCGGAUUAUCCGCUGAAGCCCGGUCUGACUGGGUCGUACAUCAUGCCGAUGGCCGUUCCUAUGCCCACCCUAUACAACGGCGAGACGAAGAAACCAAAGCUAAGCAUAAUAGAGCUGGUGCUAUACAACAUCGCGGCGAUGCUGGCCGGCGUGGCCACCGGCUACGACGUGAGAAUGUCGAACAUAUCCCCGAUUCACCCGCGACUGUAUCCCCGAGUGAGCGAGUGCGACGAGGAGCAGCCCAGGUGGUGGUUUCAAGCGGACACCGGCUCAAAUCGCAACUCUUAUCUCGGCGCUGAUUACGAGUUCAGCUCGAGCAGCGGCUAUCCGCACAACACUUAUCACGGACGGGCACACCAUUACAGGCCGUUCCUAAGUAACAUGGGUGGCAUAGCGCCUGGCCUUCCAGCGAUGCCGGACAAGCCGUUGCGCUUCACGGACUCCCCGCAGCACUACACCAGCAGCACGACCGGCUCCAACGCCCCGACGCCGAGCCCGAGGAGGAAGAGCAGCAGCACCAGCAACGAGGACGCGUACUCGCACGACGCAGCUCGCGUCGACCGGAUGGAGAGGGUGCCGACGAUAUACAUGGGCAACGUCGCCCCGUUUCCGGAUUACGGGCCACCGGUGUACACCGUCGUACCGCCGGAGUAUUAUCGUUCCCCCGAACCGCCGUAUUACGUACCUACGGAGUGUCACGACCGGAUGCUCGAGUGCCCCGAGUUUCCACACGCGUACGACAAUCCAAGUAGCAUGAACAGCCCGGCCAGACCGGUGUCCAGACUUCUGCCUUACACGCAUCACCGCACCUCGUCCAACGUCUCCAACGCCAGCACGUCGAGCCAGAGCAACGUGAACCCGACGUUUCGCCUGGAGGACGAGGAUGAUUACGGCGUGUACUCGCCCGUGCCGUAUUAUCAGCGACCGUCGAACGUAAUCUCCAACUUGGCGUCGACGUACGGCUCGAGUAUCCUGAAUCACGAAUAUGGCUCGCCGUUGCUGACCCGCCAGAAUUCUCACGAUUCCAGCAGCAACUCGGGCGAUAGGCCGAGUAACCUGGAGGUGAUCACGCGAUUGCGCUCGAGUCUGAAGCGCUCUAGUUACUCCUACAACUCGCCGAGCAAGAGCGUCAGCAAGAACAACUCGGGCUCGGGCACGCCGACGAACCCGACCCCGCCCGACUCGCUCACGUCCGAGGACUCGAGCUACGUUUCCGCCAAGGACAGCCAGAUCUCCAUUGGCCGGGUGCGUUUCUCGCCGGUGACCUUCGACCGCGACGGCGUGCCGCGCGACCACAGGGAGACGCUGCUGGACAUUCCGGUGCAUGGGCAGAGUCAGGACGUGACGGUGCCACUGCAAGCGAAUCGCCGGCUCAACCGAAGUAGGAAGCCGAGCAUCUCGGAGCUCGAGAGGGAGUUCUUGUCAUAGCACUGGCUUAUUUAAGACCGCGCGAAACUCACGUAGGACUGCACUGAGACAGAGCGUUCGUCGAAAUGUUCUCUCACUGUCGCUGAUCGAUGUCUCAUAGAGAACGUAGGACUAUCUCCUCUCGUGUCGCCGGUUAUGUCGGGUCGUGAAAGUCGCCCGUCGCGGUCAUCGUCGCUCCUAUAAUCGAGCCUCGAGGGCCCGCACUCGGUUCGUCGGCGGAACUAGAGAGUCGCGGAACGAUGUCGCAUGUUGUCGAAGCACUGCCUCUCGCGGAUGAUACUCAUCGGUAGAACAGCGGGUCGUAAUCUUACACUAAUUUAACUACUCCGGGAAACUGACGACAUUCCAUACAACGCCACGCGUACAAUCCGAGCGCGACUCGCUUCGUUGUAGAGCGUGCAACGUUGUAACGCGCGAUUAGGUGAUUUUUUAUUUCGUAACAUAGUGGUAUUUGAUAUGCGUGUCACGAUAUAUAUAUAUACAUACAUAUAUAUAUAUAUGUA